Messenger RNA from Phytophthora sojae, 634 nucleotides. RefSeq lists its product as hypothetical. Bases 141 to 533 code for a protein of 130 amino acids. The record is from RefSeq and is a predicted model, not a curated record. NCBI's taxonomy places the organism in Eukaryota, Oomycota, Peronosporomycetes, Peronosporales, Peronosporaceae. The transcript has a single exon.
GCGACACAGUGCUCUUCCUUCCUCUCGAGGCCUCAUAGCACACCGCUCAAAGCUCUCAGUCGGUACAUCAGCCCCCAGCAGAUACGCAGGAACCCCCAACAAAGGGCCCGAACCCGCACUAAAGCAACAGCAAAACAGCCAUGCGCCAGCGCACCCGCAGCGUCGUGAACGUGCGCGAGUACUUCCGCGCGGACGGCAGCGACGACGAGGACGCCGAGGACUGGAUGGCCAUCGCCAUGCAGGGCGCGCCGCCCCGCAAGCCUCGCACCGUCGGCGUGGACGCGCUCAAGCCCAAGAAGGCGCGCGCGCGCACGUCGACGUGCGACUCGCUGGCCGAGACGGACGACGACACGGACGACGAGGAGGACGACGGCAUCCUGCGCGUCCGCGCGUGCAGCCACGACCGGCGCAUCAGCUUCGACGACGACGUCAACGUGGUGGAGAUCCCCGCGCGCUCGAGCUUCGACGCCGACUACAAGCGCCGCGUCUGGUACUCGCAGGACGAGCUGCGCCGCAGCCAGGAGUGCUGCUAGGCGGCGCAGACGACGCAAGAAAAGCAAACGACGCAACCCCCUCGCGGGCCUGGAGGAGAUGGAACUCCUCUUCUUCCUCUUGGCGACGUGGUGGCCCGGAC